Molecule: messenger RNA, 2223 nt
Organism: Danio aesculapii
Lineage: Eukaryota; Metazoa; Chordata; Actinopteri; Cypriniformes; Danionidae
Product: cytochrome P450 2K1-like
Exons: 9
Coding region: 16-1527 (503 amino acids)
Biological process (GO): xenobiotic metabolic process
Cellular component (GO): cytoplasm; intracellular membrane-bounded organelle
Molecular function (GO): oxidoreductase activity, acting on paired donors, with incorporation or reduction of molecular oxygen, reduced flavin or flavoprotein as one donor, and incorporation of one atom of oxygen; iron ion binding; heme binding
Source: RefSeq, a predicted model, not a curated record
AAGUUCAGAAAGAAAAUGGCUGUUGUUGAGUCACUUCUGCAGUUUGCCAGCACAGGCACAUUGCUCAGUGCUUUGCUGUUGUUACUGGUUUUGUAUUUAGUUUCAUCUGGAUCUGGAUCUCAGAAAGAAGGGAAAGAGCCACCAGGACCCAAACCACUGCCCCUUGUGGGGAACCUGCUGACCCUUGACCUCACAAGAGCCUUCGACACUUUUUUUGAGUUGUCCAAAACCUAUGGAAAUAUAUUCCAAGUGUUUUUGGGGCCCAAAAAAACGGUGGUCCUAGUUGGAUACAAAACGGUCAAAGAGGCGCUUGUGAACUUUGCAGAAGUGUUUGGUGAUCGAGAAAUUGGACCUAGCUUCAGGAUAAUGAAUGACGAACAUGGAAUUGUCUUUUCCAAUGGAGAGAACUGGAAAGAGAUGCGACGCUUUGCUCUCAGCAACUUGCGGGACUUUGGGAUGGGCAAAAGAGGAAGUGAAGAGAAAAUCAUUGAAGAAAUUCAUUAUCUCAAAGGAGAAUUUGAUAAGUCUGAAGGGAAAGCCUUCGACACAACACAGCCUGUGAACUACGCUGUCUCAAACAUCAUCUCGUCUAUUGUGUACGGCAGCAGAUUUGAAUACACAGACCCUCAAUUCACAGAAAUGGUUGAUAGAGCAAAUGAAAAUGUCCGGGUUGGUGGAUCAGUUUCUAUGGCUCUUUACAAUAUGUUUCCAUGGUUGGGUCCAUUUCUGAAAAGCAAAAGGCUUGUUGAAAAAAAUAUUAUCGAGAGCAGAGCACAGAUGACGAAGUUGAUCAAUGCUCUACUGGAGACACUGAAUCCACAUGACCCCAGAGGCUUUGUUGACUCCUUUCUCAUCCACAAACUGAGCGAUGAGAAAUCUGGAAAGAAGGACUCAUACUUUCACAAUGAAAAUCUAAUGAUGAAUGUGACAAAUCUGUUUGUCGCUGGUACUGACACCACAGGAACGACUCUGCGCUGGGGUCUGAUGCUCAUGGCCAAGUACCCCCAGAUACAGGAUCGAGUUCAAGAGGAGAUUGACAGAGUGAUUGGUGGACGUCAGCCAGUGGUGGAAGACAGGAAGAAAUUACCAUAUACAGAUGCUGUGAUUCAUGAAAUUCAGAGAUUUGCCAACAUCGUACCACUGAAUCUUCCACACACAACUAGCCGUGACAUUACUUUCAAUGGAUACUUCAUCAAGAAGGGAACUACAGUUGUUCCUCUGCUGACGUCUGUUCUGAAGGAUGAAAGUGAAUGGGAGAAACCAAACAGCUUUUACCCAGAACACUUCCUUGAUGAGAAGGGACAGUUCAUCAAGAGAGAUGCUUUCAUGCCCUUUUCUGCAGGGCGCAGGGUUUGUCUGGGUGAGAGUUUGGCCAGGAUGGAGCUCUUCCUGUUCUUCACAUCUCUCCUUCAGAGCUACCGCUUCACAACUCCACCUGGAGUGUCUGAAGAUGAGCUGGAUCUCAAAGGAAUCGUUGGAAUCACGUUGAAUCCGUCUCCACACAAACUGUGUGCAAUCAGACGCUAAUGAUCCAAGAAAAUAUCAGCACCUGACAAAAGAAAACAAGUACAUAUGAGAUAUGUGAUGCCUGCACUUACUUUUUUUUACUUUUUUGGGGCCCCCCGAAACGGCUCAUAGUCUUUAACCAAUGCACAUGAUCACAAGAUAAACUGAAAAUCUCAAUGAGCUACUGGUUCAACACUGCAGCUACACUGAAUUUUUCACCAACUCAACAUGCAGUUCCCUUCCUGCAUUCAUCCAACACUCAUGCAUGACUGUGAGGUAGCAAACCCAAAGUGUGCCCAACAAUGAAUUUGUCACACAGAAAAACAGGUAACACAGAUAAUUGAACUUGAAAACAUUAAAACAAUGACAUGGCAGACCACAGUCCUGAUCUAAACCUGAUUGAAAAUCCCUGGUAACAACUUUAUAACUGAACUGUGAAGAGAUCAUUAAGAUCACCAUACCUGCCAACACUCCUGUUUUUCCCGGGAGUCUCCCGUAUUUCAGACCCAUUUCCUCCCACCUCCCGUAUUGUUCUGUCUCCCGGAAAACUCCCGGAAUUACAACCAAGCCCCUGCCUCAACUUUUGGUUCAGUUCUCAUGCGCACCGAACCCACCGCACAACCAUCUUCAUACCUGCUUCCCAGUUCGAGUGCACUUUCACCCCCGCUCUUCAGUUUGCACGCACCCUGCCCCCCGCUCUGCACUAUACGCACACUC